AUGAAAGGCCCGGCCAUUUUCCUGAUUCAAUACGUCGACGAUAAAGCACCAUUCAACACGCUGCCAUCUAUCGCGAAGUGGGCAGCGGACCUCGGUUACAUGGGAAUUCAACUACCCGUGGAUGAGCGCCUAAUCGACAUUGACCGUGCAGCAAACGAUCUAGAGUAUUGCAAGGCUCUCAAAGCUGAGCUUGCCGACAUUGGUGUCGAGAUCACCGAGCUGUCCUCCCAUCUGGUUGGACAACUUAUUGCGGUCCAUCCGGCCUACGAUAUGCUCUACGAUGACUUUGCGCCAGCUCAUGUCCGCGGCAAACCAGAUGAACGUCGAGCAUGGGCACAUGAGACGAUGCUCAAAGCCGCCAAGGCUUCCCACAAUCUCGGCCUCACAGCCCAUGCGACAUUCUCUGGUGCUUUAGCGUGGCCUUACUGGUACCCGUGGCCGCAGCGACCGGCCAAGCUCGUGGACACAGCAUUUGCCGAACUCGCAAAGCGCUGGCUACCCAUCCUAGACGCUUUCGAUAAGGCCGGAGUUGAUGUCUGCUACGAGAUCAUGCCCGGCGAAGAUCUAUUUGACGGGUAUACGUUCGACAAAUUCCGAGUGGCCACAGGCAACCAUCCACGUGUAAACAUGAUAUUAGAUGCUUCGCAUCUGAUUUUGCAGCAAAUGGAUUACUUGUCCUACAUCGACCAUUACCAUCAAUAUAUCAAGAUAUUCCAUGUCAAAGACGCGGAAUACCAUUCUGAUGGUAAGCAGGGUGUCUACGGCGGGUAUGCGUCCUGGCGAGACCGUGUUGGAACUGUACGGGCUAUUGGAGAUGGUCAAGUUGAUUUCAGGAGUAUCUUCACGAAGCUGUACCGGUACGGCUACCAGGGCUGGGCAAUAUUUGAGUCAGAAUGCGCCUUCAAAGACAUGCAGGUCUCAGCUGCAGAGGCUGCAGUACGAAUCACAGACUUGAUGGUUCCGAUGGCAGCUAAAGCAUUUGACGACUUUGCGGGAAGUAAGGAAGCUCACACCAGUGGGCAUGAUGAUCGGUCGGACCCAAAAAUGGCCAAGUUGCUGGGUUUUGGACAAACAUGA
Cyphellophora attinorum is the source of this 1077-nucleotide messenger RNA. RefSeq lists its product as uncharacterized. NCBI's taxonomy places the organism in Eukaryota, Fungi, Ascomycota, Eurotiomycetes, Chaetothyriales, Cyphellophoraceae. Bases 1 to 1077 code for a protein of 358 amino acids. The record is from RefSeq and is a predicted model, not a curated record. The transcript has a single exon.